Molecule: messenger RNA, 909 nt
Organism: Linum tenue
Lineage: Eukaryota; Viridiplantae; Streptophyta; Magnoliopsida; Malpighiales; Linaceae
Source: the annotation of a GenBank genome assembly
AUGGACAAAUUGGUGAACUUCCUCCACUUCUUCCGGCUGCCUCUUCUUCUUCUUCUACUACUUGCACUCAUAUGCUCAAUAUCGCAUCAUGGCCAUGUCGCAGCCUCCAAAUCGACUGUCGAAUACCUUCCCGGAUUCCAGGGUCGACUCCCAUUUUACCUCGAGACCGGGUAUAUAGGAGUUGGGGAAGCUGCAGAGCUGUUCUACUACUUUGUGAAGUCGGAAGGGAAUCCUGAAGCCGACCCUCUCCUUCUCUGGCUCACUGGCGGCCCUGGCUGCUCUGGCCUCACCGGUCUUGCCUUGGACAUUGGAUUCUCUUACACAACAAACCCAUCUCUUGCUGAUCAUCCGAGUGACCAUGUUCAAGUUUCUCAAGCUGCAGAGUUCAUCAGAAAAUGGCUGGGAGAACACUCGGAGUUCCUGCAGAAUCCACUGUAUAUUGCUGGGGAUUCCUACGCAGGCAUUACUGUUCCACCCAUUGUCCAAAGACUUUCCAUUGGAAACGAGCGAGGCAUCGAGCCAAUGUUAAAUCUCAAGGGGUACAUACUUGGGAACCCAGGAACAAGUGGUGAAUUCGAUAAGAACGCCCGAAUCCCAUCUGCACAUGGAAUGGCGCUCAUUUCUGAUGAACUCUACCAGUCACUUCACAAAAGCUGUAAGGGAGAGUACCACAUAGUAGAUCCUACCAACUUGGAAUGUAAGAACAACUUAGAGGCUUUCUAUGAGUGUCUCUCAGGUAUAAACAUGUUUAACCCGCUGGAUCCACAAUGCAUUUUACAUCAAAUGCCAGUGGAGAUUGCUGCCCUAAGAAGAAGAAGAAGAUUGUUGCAGGACGAGUCUCGACUGUUAUCGACCAUCGAUCCGCCUGAACUCGACUGCAAGGUAGCUACUUAUAACUUCCAUUGUUAA